Molecule: messenger RNA, 2301 nt
Organism: Cyprinodon tularosa
Lineage: Eukaryota; Metazoa; Chordata; Actinopteri; Cyprinodontiformes; Cyprinodontidae
Gene: cep68
Product: centrosomal protein 68
Exons: 8
Coding region: 129-1937 (602 amino acids)
Source: RefSeq, a predicted model, not a curated record
CGCCAAUAAAGAAGAAGAAGAGGCCCCGCCCCCUCCCAGAGUGGCGGAAGUAGUCCAGACAGAGGAACAAGGAGGCUGAUAGCAGCGACUGCUCCUGGACACCACCGCAGGAACUCCAGGAAUGGAGGAUGCAUUCCUCAACAUUUAAGCUCAGCAGCAGAUUCUCAGCUCCACCAGCAGGGGGCGCUGAGAGAGUACGACCUGAGGCCAGAGGCAGGACCGUGAGCAUCGGACCCACGGCCCGCCACCUGCCCAACCGACGCUAUGUGGAGAGGAAGCCGCUGUUCACCCAGGAGCAUCGGGCGUCCAUCAUGAAGAAGAGUCGUCCAGAGAAGGUUCAGGAGGAACCUUCAGGAGAACCCACCAGCAUGAAGCUCCAGGUCCCACGGUCACAGAACCCGCCCACAGAGAGGCUUGACCUGUCUCUACCUUCAGCCUCCAUAGGAGAACCCAGCUCAGACCUUCAGACCCAGCUGUUCUCUGGAGAACCAGCCUCAGGGUUAUCCUUCCAUGACGGCUCAGUUCUGGAGGGUCUGAACAUCCCUCUGAGGCCACAGCUGAGCUCCACUUUUCUUCAUCCAACCUCCACUCCACGCUCUCAGAACCACAGAGCGAGCCAGACCCGCCUCAGGCUGAGGGAGGAGAAGUGUACGAAGAACCAGGAGAGUUCCUACCAGAGGGACUACUGGGCCUGUGCGGUUCCCAAAGCUCCGCCUCCUUCUGCUGACAGAAGUUCCUCUACCUGGAACCCGAACCAGGAGUAUGAGACCCUGCUGGACUACACCUACCCUCUGAGACCGGGACAUGUGAGCAGCCAGCAGAAGGCUGACUCCCCACUGGGGACAGACGCCAACAUGCAGGACUCUGGGAUCGAACUGGACCAGUUCUGCAGCCUGUCAGGCUUGGAUCUCUCUGACACAGGAGGGGGAGGAGGGAGUGGAGGCUGGAGUUCUCCACCGGCAGAGGACCAACAGAACCUCCACAGAACCUCAGCUGGUUCACCCUCCUCCCUGUCGGAAGCCUUCAGAUCAGACCACAGUAAGGCCAGAACUGCAGCAGGCGGGGGCAGCAGUGAUGGUCCUGGCUAUCGGCAUCAUCCGGUAUCCCCCCUGUCCCCCUCCUCCGCUUUGAUUCAGUCCAGCUUGGUUCUGCCUCGGUCCGGCUGCUCAUCUGCAGCCAUAGAUGAAGACUUCUGGCCUCUGCCGGAGCAGCUGGAGGAGCUGCAGCAGCUGUCUAGACAGACGAGGGAGCUGACGGCCCAUCUCAGUCCCCCUCUCCCAGCCAGCUAUGGGUCUCUAGAGGACAUCUCCUCUUCCAUGGUUUCCUCCAUCACCUCUCCUCAGAACCGGGUCACUGUAGAACAGAAUCCAGAGGUUCUGAAGGACCAGCAGGAUGGAGGAGAAGGAUUUGAGACUUCUGCUCAGACAGCAGCGGGCGGUGCCAUCAGGUUCGGUGCCGGGCCGGGUCCAACCGGUCUCAGGGAGUGUUUGGGGAAGCAGCAGCUGGGUCUCUGCAGCCAGGAGCAUAAGGACUCUCUAAUGAAGCUCAUCCAGGUGUUCUGCUCACAGCUGGAGCUGCUCAUCCAGCAGCUGUACGGCCUAUCAGAGAGCAUGGAGAGGGCAGCUGCUCCUGCUGGGGACGUGGACAGCCUGAAGUCCGCUCUGGCUCACUAUCAGAGCUUCCAGAAGGAUGUGAGCAGCCACCAGCCUCUGACCUCCUGCGUUCUACAAGCUGGACAGCAUCUUCUGAGCAGCAUCACCGCCGUCGUUCCCUUUCUCAGAGACGCGCUGCUGAUGAUUGAGAGGCAGUCUGGAGCUCUGCAGACUCACUCAGACCUCUGGCUCUCCUCCAUCCUGUCUGCUGUGGACACCCUGGCUCCGCUCACUCACCGCAGCUCUGCUCUGCUCAGAGAAGAGAGGAACUCUGCAGGAACCUGAUCAGAGGCCUAUAGUCCCCGUCUGCUGACUGAUUCCUAACAGUUCUGACCGGACUGUAACCCUCAGCGCCUUGAUCUCCUCUGUUUCUAUGUGAGAACUCUGGGUCAGCUAUUGGACCACCUAUCAGCUGUCCUGCAUAGGAAGCAGGUCUAGAAGGACUGCCCUCUCAGGUCCAUUCCUCUAUUUCAGAAGCUCCACAUGGAUGGAUGUUCUAAGCCUUAAUUUCUAUUCAUUCUGAUGGAUUUCUGCUUUAACCAAUCAGAUUUCAGAAGAACAGAUGACAUCAGACCAAUGAAACCAUGUGGAUCAGAGCUCAGUGAUGCUGGUUUAAUUUAUCUGACAGAUUUCAGUUUGUUCACGUUAA